This is a messenger RNA of Prunus mume (Japanese apricot), 2062 nucleotides long. The record is from RefSeq and is a predicted model, not a curated record. NCBI's taxonomy places the organism in Eukaryota, Viridiplantae, Streptophyta, Magnoliopsida, Rosales, Rosaceae.
UGUGAAUUAGCAGACCUCAAGCUUGUUUUCAUGCAUGAAAUUCUUGCAUGCAAUCUGAACUUGAAAUGUCUUCUUGGCUGGGAGUUUGAGAGAGACUAGUCCACGGCUGGGCUACCACUAUACUUUUGACAAAGAAAGUACCACUUUUGUGUACAGUUACAAGGAAAAAUUCUGAACACAAGAAUAGAUUCCAAAAUUGACUGCUUAUGUCUAGAGAUUAGUAUUCCUCUUAACAGUACUUUGAAAUUCUGCAGAACUUGGUAGAAGAACAUGGUUUUGGUUUCAACCAUGAGUAUUUGUUAGAAUAAAUGUUCUGUUUCGAUUGUUGGGUUUGAGGAGGAAGUUCUGAGGUAUCCGAUGGCGUCUCGGAGCGGAUCAAAUUGGUGGAGUCUGAGGUUGCUUGGAAUGGUUUACCUUGUUUUAGCUUUAGUAUUUGUUUCAGCACAAGAAAUUUUGGAGCAGCAACCUUCAAGUCAGACUCUUGGGGAAGAGGUUGAAUCUAAUGACUUAAUCCGAGCGUCCAAAUUUCUUUCGCAUCCCGAUGGAGUGGUUUAUAAGCAUGUCUGGCCUGGAAUGAGGUUUGGCUGGAAAAUUGCCAUUGGAACGAUAAUUGGAUUCCUGGGGGCAGCAUUUGGGAGUGUAGGAGGUGUUGGUGGGGGUGGCUUUUUUGUUCCAAUGCUCACCUUGAUUAUUGGCUUUGAUCAGAAAUCAUCAACAGCAAUAUCAAAAUGUAUGAUCACAAGUGGAGCAGCUGCAACUGUCUUCUACAAUUUAAGGCUCAGGCAUCCGACACUCGAGUUGCCCCUCAUUGACUAUGAUCUUGCACUUCUGUUCCAACCAAUGUUGGUGCUGGGGAUCAGUAUAGGAGUUUCUUUGAAUGUUCUUCUUUCUGAAUGGAUGAUCACAAUCUUACUCAUUAUUGUUCUCUUAGGCACAUCAACUAAGUCGUUCUUAAGAGGCAUUGAGACGUGGAAGAAAGAAACCAUCACGAAAAAGAAUUUGCUGGAUGCUUCCAAAAGUUUGCAAUCAAAAGGUGCCGGCAGUGAAGACAUAACUAUCCCUGGAGGAGUAGGCAACGACACGACUGAAACCAAGGAAACUAAAAGAAAGAAGGUUUCUAUUCUUCACAAUGUUCGCUGGAGGCAACUUGGGGUCAUAGUUAUUGUCUGGAUCAUAAUACUUGCAUUGCAGAUUGCUAAGAAUUACUCGACGAAAUGUUCAGUGGUAUAUUGGAUAUUAAAUCUCUUGCAGAUUCCGGUGACCGUGGGGAUAACUUCAUAUGAGGCAGUUAAGCUAUACAAGGGGAGCAGAAUAAUUGAAUCCAAGGGAGAAGGUGGUGCAAACUGGAGAGUGCACAAGCUUGUUUCUUAUUGUGUCCUUGGCAUAGUAGCUGGAAUACUUGGUGGGUUGCUUGGUCUUGGUGGAGGGUUUAUUAUGGGCCCAGUCUUUUUGGAGAUGGGAAUUCCUCCUCAGGUUUCAAGUGCCACAGCCACAUUUAUCAUGACAUUCUCUUCAUCCAUGUCUGUGGUAGAAUACUACCUCCUAAAACGGUUUCCAAUUCCAUAUGCUCUCUACUUCGCUGCUGUUGCUACCGUUUCCGCGAUCAUGGGGCAAUAUUUAGUAGGAAAGGUGAUCAAAGCAUUAGGAAGAGCAUCCUUGAUCAUCUUCAUUCUGGCUUUAACAAUAUUUCUUUUGUUUGUGAACAGGUGGGGUUGGCAUAGCAAACAUGGUGAAAAAGAUUGAGCACAAAGAAUCCCUGGGGUUUGAGAAAAUGUGCACUCAGAAAUCCUAAUCUUGUUAACUCUUCUCUUGACUUCCUUAACUCCCAGACCAUCAAAAUUCUUCACACUUCAAAUCAUGUUGCAAUGAUCAUAUGAUUUUAAGUGUGCCAACGGUAAUGCUGAAGUCAAACUUCAAUUUUCUGCUUUGCAUUUGUUUAUUAUUUUUAAAAUUGUUGGAUAUACUUGCUAUUCAGAUGCAUAAACUUGUAUUGACACAAUUCUAGAUAUGGAUGCAUUUGACAAGGACAAGGUGAGGAUGAAAUUGACAAGUAUUUGAAUCA